Messenger RNA from Myotis lucifugus (little brown bat), 7214 nucleotides. It is a transcript of the gene SH3PXD2B, whose product is annotated as SH3 and PX domains 2B. Gene Ontology annotation, molecular function: phosphatidylinositol binding; superoxide-generating NADPH oxidase activator activity; protein binding. NCBI's taxonomy places the organism in Eukaryota, Metazoa, Chordata, Mammalia, Chiroptera, Vespertilionidae. Gene Ontology annotation, biological process: superoxide anion generation. The record is from RefSeq and is a predicted model, not a curated record.
AUGGGGACCCCCGAGGUCUGGCGCCCGGGUCUUUCUGACUCUGAACCUUGUGCUUUGCUCCCGAGUCCUGGCGUUGGGAAGGGCCCCCUUGGUGUUAACACCUGUCUCCCCUGCUCCUCUCUGCAGGUCUACAUCAUCCGGGUCACGUGGUCGAGCGGCUCCACUGAAGCCAUCUAUCGGCGCUACAGCAAGUUCUUUGACCUCCAGAUGCAGAUGUUGGACAAAUUUCCCAUGGAAGGAGGACAGAAGGACCCCAAACAGCGGAUCAUCCCCUUCCUGCCAGGCAAAAUCCUCUUCCGACGGAGUCACAUCCGGGAAGUGGCCGUCAAACGCCUGAUACCCAUCGAUGAAUACUGCAAGGCCCUGAUCCAGCUGCCCCCCUACAUCUCCCAGUGUGACGAGGUGCUGCAGUUCUUUGAGACGAGACCCGAGGACCUGAAUCCCCCCAAAGAGGAGCAUGUGGGGAAAAAGAAAUCUGGGAGCGACCCGACCUCGGUGGACCCCAUGGUCCUGGAGCAGUACGUGGUGGUGGCCAACUACCAGAAGCAGGAGAGCUCGGAGAUCAGCCUCAGCGUGGGCCAGGUGGUGGACAUCAUCGAGAAGAAUGAGUCAGGUUGGUGGUUCGUCAGCACCGCUGAAGAGCAAGGCUGGGUGCCCGCCACCUGCCUCGAAGGGCAGGACGCUGGGCAGGACGAGUUUUCCCUGGAGCCGGAGGAAGAGGAGAAGUACUCAGUCAUCUACCCGUACACGGCGCGUGACCAGGAUGAAAUGAACCUGGAGAGAGGGGCCGUGGUGGAGGUCAUUCAGAAAAACCUAGAAGGCUGGUGGAAGAUCAGGUACCAGGGCAAAGAGGGCUGGGCCCCGGCCUCGUACCUGAAGAAGAGCAGCGGGGAGCCCUCAUCCCUGAAGCUGGGCCCCGGCUCCCCUGCCCACACGGGCGUGCUUGACCUGGAUGGAGUUUCCCGGCCACAGAACUUGGGGGGCCGGGAGAAGGAGCCGCUCAGCAGCCCGCGGGACGGCCGCUGUGAAGGCCGCCCGGUGCCGGACGGCGACGUCAAGCAGAGAUCGCCCAAGAUGAGGCAGAGGCCCCCUCCUCGCCGGGAUAUGACCAUACCUCGCGGUCUCAACCUGCCCAAGCCCCCCAUCCCACCCCAAGUGGAGGAAGAGUAUUACACCAUUGCCGAAUUCCAGACAACCAUCCCUGAUGGUAUCAGCUUCCAGGCGGGCCUCAAGGUCGAGGUGAUCGAGAAGAACUUGAGUGGCUGGUGGUACAUUCAGAUCGAAGAUAAGGAAGGCUGGGCCCCAGCAACCUUCAUUGACAAGUAUAAGAAGACCAGCAAUGCCUCCAGACCCAACUUCCUGGCUCCCUUGCCCAACGAGAUGGCCCAGCUCCGGCUGGGGGAUGCAGCGAUGGAGAACAGCACGGGCGGUGAAGCGGGCGGCCCCUCUCGGCCCCUGCCCGAUGCACCGCUCGGUGCCGUGGACUCUGGGAUACCGAGGUCCAAAGACUGGAAGGGUGGAAAGGAGGUCCUGAGAAAGGCGUCUUCCGACGUGCCGUGCACAGGCUACGAGGAGAUCUCCAACCUCAACCAGGAGGAGAAGCCCAGCCUCCCUCCCCGGAAGGAAUCCAUCAUCAAGUCGGAAGGGGAGCUGCAGGAGCGCGAGCGGCAGAGGCUGGAGCAGCUCAGGGGCUCCUCGCCCAAGCCUCCCGGCAUGAUUUUGCCAAUGAUUCCAGCUAAACACAGCCCCCCGACCCGGGACGGCAAGAAGCCAGAGCCCAAACCUGACAAAAGCAAGGUGUUCCAGCUGAAAAAUGAGAUGGGGCUGGAGUGUGGCCAUAAAGUAUUGGCCAAGGAAGUGAAGAAGCCCAACCUCCGGCCCAUCUCCAAAUCCAAAGCCGACCCGCCGGAGGAGAAGCCAGAAGCCAUGCCCCAGAACCCCUUCCUGAAGUCCAAACCUCAGGUGAGGCCGAAACCAGCUUCCUCCCCCAGGAUCGAGGCACCUCAGGGCGAAGAGCAGGUGGACAUCUGCAACCUCAGGAGCAAGCUCAGGCCCGCCAAGCCCCACGAGAAGCCCUUGCUGGACGGAGAGAGCAGCCACCAGGCUGUCGGGGGCCAAGACGCGGCCUUCAGCCGCAGCUUCCUCCCAGGGGAGGGGCCUGGGCGCGCUCCGGACAGGACGGGCAAGCAGGACGGGCUCAGCCCCAAGGAGAUACCCUGCAGACCCCCUCCGAAGCCAGCCAAGGCCACGGAUCCUGCGCCUAAGAACGCGCCCGCGCCUCUCAAGGAGGCUCCCCAAGAGGCUCCCCAGCAGAGACCCGUGAUCCCGCCCCGCAGACCACCGCCCCCCAAGAAGACCUCCUCACCCAGGCCCCUCCCGGAGCCCAUGGGGCCACAGCGGGAGGCCAACGAAGGCAGGGCACCCCCUGCCCCAGGCCGGGCCCUGCUGGUCCCUCCAAAAGCCAAACCUUUUCUGGCCAACUCCUCAGGGGGCCAAGAUGACAUCCGAGGGAGAGGCGGGCUGGGCCCACGGCUGGCGGGCAAGAUGGGAGAGAACAGGGAGAAGGCGGCGGCGGCCCCCUUCCCCAGUGCCGACAGCCCGAAGGACCUGUACGUGGCCGUGGCCAACUUCGAAGGGGAUGAAGACGCUAGCAGCUUCCAGGAGGGGACGGUGUUCGAGGUCCGGGAGAAGAACAGCAGCGGCUGGUGGUUCUGCCAGGUGCUCAGCGGGGCGCCCUCCUGGGAAGGCUGGAUUCCUUCCAACUAUCUCCGCAAGAAGCCCUAGCCUCCCCGUGGGGAGGUCCCGCGCAUCCCCGCUGGUUUUGCCCACAUAUUUAAUAUGCCUCUUAAUUUAUCAUCCUCCACGCGGCUGCGAAGGAAGGCAGGCUCUGGAGGACUGUGGUUUCUUCCCUCCCGUGGGUGGAGCCAGCCCUGGAGGCGCAGCGGCCACGCCCUGGCUCUCUCUCCACUCGGUAUCCCUGCCUUAAGGCCCGUGGCAUCGCCACCCGCUUGUCUGCCCGCCCAGCGGCGGGACCGUGACUCUCCAGGCCUCCAGAAGCGGAACCCACCACGUGGAGAACCUGCAGGAGGAUUUCUCGUUGCUGGGACCCGGCGCAGUGAGGGGAGUCCCUGGCAGCCCAUCAGCCUGUGACAGCUUGCUCCAACCUCUCCAUGUCUAAAAGCUGGGUGACUUUAUUCACCCCCUUUCCAAUUGCCCGGUACCAGGAAGGACUGUUCCCUAUAGAAGUGGGCUCCGUGGCCUCCUCUCCGAGGCCUCAGGCCCCUGGGCCUCUCAGGUUUGACCAGAUGCAACCGCCCCACGAGUGAGUGGGCCUGGAGGUCCACUCGGCCGGCCCUCUGCCUCCCAGCUUCUGUCUUGGGAACCUGAUCCGGCCUGAAGGGGCGGGUCCAGCCUGGAGCCAGUGCCAGCCUCCGGACAAUCCCCCCCCACCCUGGGGCACUUCGCUUCUGUCCACUUAGAGCAAGAAUCUCCACGUUUGCUUGAAAAAAGAGGACCAUUAACAAGCCAUGCUCCGUUCCGAGCACCCCUUUGCCGAGUAGCCAUUCGGUCCCAAACUGUGUACGAGGCACUUUGCGUUCGUGUUUAACCCUCACAACAACCCUCUCUUGUAAUAUACCCAUUUUAUAGCGAGGAAGAGCGGGAAGAGGACUUGAAUCCAGGCCUGCCUGGCUGCCACCCCUGUGCCCUUCCCCUUGGAAGAGGCAAACCAGGCAGGGGAGGGAGAGAGAGAGCUUAGGGAGCAGAGGGAGCUGAGGUGGUCUCACCUGCCAGCCUUGAGGGGCCCAGGUGGCUCAAAGCCUGGUUCUCCAUCAGGCUGAGCAUCGCGAGCAGUGGCCUCCUCAGAUGACAGGGCCAGGCAGUGCCUCCUGUCGCUCCCUGCUGCUGCUUCCCACUCCUCUCUGGCUCUCACAGUCCCCUUCCACACACACACACACACACACACACACACACACCCCGCACGCCCCCUCUCUGUCUCACUGGAUGGAACCCAGGGCAGCCCUCCCACCCAUUUGAUGGUGUGGUUCACAUAGUCACGGCCACAUACGGAACUAGAACCAGGACCCUGGGUUUCCAGCUCCAGGCCCAGAGCUCCUGCCUGUGGGCCGGGCUGCCUGGGGUGAGAGGGCAGUACCCACCCCCCUCCCUGCAGGAGAGGACGUGGCCCUGUCCUGCCCCAGAGGCUCCGAGUCAGUGUUGAUUGGCUGCCAUGCCUGUGGAACCCAAAAGCCAGCUUUCCUGGGGGUGCUCGCUGUCUACCUUCAGUGCCAAAGGUCCUCCCCCACCGCCUGGGCUCUGGAUGUGUCUGCGGGAGAAGGAGCCUCCUCAGACCCCAGACCAUCUCGUUCCUUCAGUCGGCCUGUAAGUCUUGUCCCCCAAACCCGGGGGCAGGGCCCGAGGUACUCCUCGCUGCCCCUGCUGGCCCUUGGCCCCUGCCCAGAACCCUGGGGGGAGCAGGGAGGCGGCUGGAAGAGGGCCGCCCACCUCUUCCCGGUCCCCACACUCGGGAGGAGGCCCCAGAGCAUGUUUCCCUGCCCCUUUGGUUUACGCCACCUUUAUGAAGCUGUUAUGCAGGAUUUGACUACAUUUCAAGACAGAACUCUAAAUUUCUUUUCCUGGUUCCCUUUCUGCUUUCAUGGACCUUUCCAAGCUUUUCCUGAGCUCCUACUGCGUGCCAGGCGCGGGGCAGGCCAGGCUGCACGCGGCCCCCUGCGCCCCUGCCCGGCUGGCUGUGGGAGCUUUGCUUUCCGUUCGCUGAUUCCACUGAAGGUGCUUGUCUUUGACCUCAGACCCUCUUCCCGGGAUCAGCCGGGUGAGGAGGGACUCGUUCUUUCUCUGGGCAGAAUGUUUUUCUGCGAAUGAAAGAACUUGCCUUUAUUAUUAUUAUUUUUAUUAUUAUUGUUAUUAUUAUUCUGAUGGGAACUGAAGGUACUAAAGCCACAUUCCUCUCUGUUCACUGUUCUUUCCUCGGGAUACACUUGUGUCCCGAGGCCCCUCCCUCAGCAUCUUUUGCCACAGGGUGGGCACGUCCCCAGGCACCUGGAAGUGGGGGUCUUGGUGGCAGUGGCUCUCCCUCGCUGUCCUGGACUGUGGACUUAUGUUCACACCCUCCAGGACUGUGGCCUCUAUUCGGUGAGCAAUUGACAGAGCAAACGCAGAACUCCCCUGGCAUUCCCGCCGCCGUGGGAAUUGGCCUCCGGCCGUAGGAACAACCCCCACGCCAAGCCGGCAGGCCCCCGGGGCUCAGACCCGCUCCCCGCUUUAGCGUGGUCCUCGAGGUAGCCCUGGGAGGGGCGUGAGGUCAGUCCCAAUCUGUAGUGAGAAAAUCGGGGUUCAGGGGGUGAGGUCGCGUUCCUGUCUUCAUCCAAAUAGUGACUGACCAAGCGGAGACGAACCCCAGGGGUUUUCUCCCCGCGCCCGUGACUCCUCUGCCCCCAGCAGUGAAGUGUACGUGGGCUUCCAGGGGAGCAGGGGGCCCUCCCUGUGACUUCGAGUUUCUCCUCGCCUGCCCCACGAUGACAGGUCCGUGGGUCACAGGUAAAUGCGACUCUGAAAGGCAGACACUGACACCACCACCCCUCUUCCUUCCUGUAUUUCACCCUACACCUUAGGGUAAGACUACAGCUCGUGGUGCCACCAAACCUUAGGAAAAUCUGAGUGUUGGGGUUACCGCUUGAUAGAAUAGGCCUUUGCUGAAAUUCUCCCGCUCAGAAUUUCUUUGCCAUUCAGUGGGGUUAGGUCCUUGUCCCGGGUUGAGGCGUGGGGAGGGCCGGAGCCGCUUUUACUACCCUCGCCUUCUGAGGAAUCCGAGGGCCCAGUCAGGCUUCCUGCCUUUGUGAGCCUCCGCCACGCUUUCUCAGGCUGCGUUCUCAGCCUUAAAAUAUCCCUGAGCCCACGGGGGAUUUCACUCCCAGGUGGAAGAGGGAAACAAAGGCCACAUUCAAGGGCAGGUGCCCGAUCUCCCAGGGUCUGGAAGACCUUAGGGAUGGGCAGUCUUGUGUUUAUUCAGCCCGUACCAGGUACCAGCGCUGAGCGCUCCCGCCCUCACAUAGCUGAACUGGAUGGACAUCAAGAAAGAUGGAAGGCUUGGCCUUCCUCCUGUCCUUGUGCCAAGUCUCUAACUGUUGGGUCCUCCUCCUCCUGGGAGGUCUUGCCUUGUCUUGGGACUGACAGUGGGUGCACAACAGCCUUAGCCAUCCAUGGGCCAUCUGGCGCCCCUUGGUCAUCCAGGCCCAUCCUCCCGGGCUUUUGCUGCAAGCAGCCAUGCCAUGCCAUAGACCAAAGACGACCUAGUGUCAAGUUGUGGCCCGGAUGAGUGGUCAUUGGCUCACACGGAGGCCUGAGGGUGCAGGGCACCCUCCCUGGGUCCGGAGGAAGUGCUCCAAACGUAGACACGGUUCUGACUUUGCACCGUUAAAGCCAGGAGGCUCCACAGCCCACUCAGACCACCUGUGAGGACCCUUCCCACUGCCGCGACCGUCCGGCUCCGUGGGGUGAUGUCUGUUUCUGGCGCUACCCUGCGGGUUACUGAGCCCCGCCUCGUGCUUCAACAUUCCAUCCUCCUUCCCGUUUCUACCCUGUUCUCCGGAGGAGGCCUCCCUAGUUCCAACCGGGGACAAGGGGGCUCCAUCUCUUCCCUGGAAGAAGCCAAACCCAGUGCCACAGCCGGCGCUUUCCGGGUCCUCUGUGGACUCGAGGUUGCAGCAAUAAGCAAUUCUGAGGCCACAGAGGUGUCCACACCUCACCCCUCUGUAUGCCUGUCCAUGCCUUUGGGCCCAUCUCGCUGUUCAUGGUGCCCCUUUCACUUCCGGGGGUGGUGAGGAGCAAUGGUCACCUUCGCCACUGCCCCCGUGUCCUGCAUCAGGGAGCAGCACGUCAGCGGGCCAUGCCUGCAUCCCUCCAGGAGCAGCGGGCUCCGGCGCCGUUGCCCCGCCACCUCGUGUCCGCUCACAGGAUGAUGCUGGCGAUCUCUGGACACUCGGCACUCCUACACCCUCGGCAAAUGGACAGAUUCUGGUGGUGGUUUUUGUUUUCUUUUAACACAAAAAAAUACAUGAGGAUAUGUAAUGUGAGGGGGGUGGUGGUGAACAAUUAACUGUAGCAUGUAUAGACUAUAUACUUACCAUUAGACUUUUUUCUUUCUUUUUUUUUUAAUAAAAAAAUAGUGCUUGACUGGUUUCAAGCUUCAUUGUGAA